Messenger RNA from Diaporthe citri, 2742 nucleotides. RefSeq lists its product as uncharacterized. Lineage: Eukaryota; Fungi; Ascomycota; Sordariomycetes; Diaporthales; Diaporthaceae. Bases 1 to 2742 code for a protein of 913 amino acids. The record is from RefSeq and is a predicted model, not a curated record. The transcript has 9 exons.
AUGGCUCAAGCAACCAAGCAUGUAGCCCAAGAGAAGAGGCAAGGCAUUUCCAAGCAUAGAAGCUUCAAGUUCCGCCUCAGAACUUUCUUCCAGCGUGUCAAGGCGCGCAGAGACUGUUCUGAAACGGUACCGGCGUUGUCAGUCGAGCCAGAUCGGCCACCUACACCACCUACCGAAACAUUAUCUCAAAGCCUUGUCUCAGAGACUAAUCUGGUUGAGAAACUGGAGCCAGGCUCCAACAUGGGAGGCCCCACCCUAGAUCAAGAAAACCUCGCAGGCAAAGCAAGUCCGGCAACAGAUGGCGACGUUGGUAUACACGACCAAGAUGGCGGUCAUGAAGAGGACGGCUCCCAUAGUGAGAGAGACCGGUCUCCGCCGACUGCCCCGACCCGCAACCCGUGGGCUGAAGCGUGGAAAUCCACCGCGCUGACCGAGAAAGCAAGAGAUUAUGAACAGCUUAAGGUGUCCAAUGCGAACACAAUCAUCAAGGGAAGGGACGAUUUGUCCGAAGACGAGAAGAAUCGGGAGAUACUCGCAAACAAGUCCGACUACGUGAAUGAAGUGAUCGACGGGACGAGGAAAAAGCUGGAAGAAUAUCAGAACCGAUGGGGACCAGAAUCCGAAGUCAUCGCCGUCGGUCAAGGAAAGAGGGUGUUGGUCUCUAUUUUGACCAUAAAACAGCUCACCCUUUCAAAGGAGGCCAAGCUCGACACGGAAAAGCUAGAAAAUUCCAUCGUGGAGGUCUAUGUAGCCAUUUUGAACUACUCAGCGGCGGUCAAGGAAGCGUUGGAUCGGUCGUAUUUUACUCAAAUCAAGGGAAGUUUCAGAGCACUUACGGAGGAGCCAUUCGAAAGCCUCAAGAAAACUGUUGAGAAGAAGGACAACUUAUUGGAGAAAUGGGAAGAUCGUGUCAAUCGCGAAUAUGAGGCAAAGUUCCGGGAGGACACGAAAAGAGAAGACGCCGCUAAGAUUAUCAACGACUUGGGUCGAUUUCAAGCCGCAACAAAACAUCGCCUUCAAGUCUUAGUAGAAGGCAGAGUUCUCGAUUGGCUCAGCCCCAAGAUAAGCUCAAGCACAGAAAGACAUGAAGACCUGCGACAUGCCAUUGAGAAGAUAAGGAAAGAAGAUGAUCACUGGUUUCUCCGGAAGCAAGAAUACGUUGAUUGGAAGAAGUAUCCGCAGAGUGUCCUCUGGCUCCAUGCACCAUGUCAGUGUCUACCUGGCUACGGAAAGUCAUCGCUUUGCUCCACCAUCAUCGAAAAUCUCGCAACGACUCGUCGCUCAGAUAUUCCUUGUCAGAAAGUCAUGGUGUAUUGGUAUUCUCAGUCCAACGGCUUGAAUAGCCAAGUCCAUCUCGCGGACGUCAACGGGUGGUUGAUGACCAUUUGUAACCAAAAUCCGCCUCCGAACAAGCAAGUCCUUCUCGAAAAGGUGAAAGACGUGAUCGGGAGGAUUCAGCAGGACGUCUUCAUCGUGCUGGACGGCCGCUAUGGAAUUCCUCUGCAGUCCAAGGACGUCGAGCGCAAGGAUGUCCUCCAACUCGUUCAUGAUCUUGUCAAGGAUGAAACCCUUGCAAACCUCCAUGUACUCCUUAUGAGCACAUUCGAAACUGACAUUAAAGAAUGUCUGAUGGAUGAUGCCGACUUAAACCCCGUCGGAGCGUGCGAUGGCAUCUUCUCAGGCCAAGGUUACGAGUAUCUUGACGACGUCGACUUCCUGCACGCAAGGAGGCGCCUCUUGCGCCGUGAUGCCAGGAGGUACGAGGAAGAAUAUGUUGCUAGCAUGGGUCGAAUGAACUUGGAUAAUAGCCGGCAAAUGAGGCACUUGAGAGCAAGAGUGUUAUACCGUCACUUCAUUCACCGCACCAAAGAAGUGGAUAUGGACUUGAACGGCAAGAUUUUUGUCGAAAUGGCGCGCCAACAGCAGAUGCUAGAGAAGCGCCUAAGUCAGCAUGGCCAGAGUGAUAGUAUGUCGGAGGUUCCAGGCAAGGGCAAGGGAAAAGGCAAGGGCAGCAUUCCGUCAUCAGACGAAGGCGGGCUGGACAACAACAAUUACGACGACAAACGCAACGACACGGAAAUCCACCUAGUGCUGGACAAGUUUCUGCUCAUCUUGAAGGACAUUGUGGAGUUUGGCAAACAAUGUGACUGGCUCCACGGGACCACAGCCGGACAUGGCACGGACAACAAUAUCAAGGCCCUAACCUUCGAAGUCUUCGCAGCCGUGGUGCGACUUGCUGUUUCCCUCAACAAGUGGGAGACUGACACCAGGGAGUGCAAUAUGAAUACCGCCCAUAUCGAUGCCUUGCUCGCGCAGACGGUUCGCCUCCUCGCGACUGUGCGCCUUCCACGCAUCGUCAAUCUCGCGACAGCGGCGAGCCAUCCGCUGCCGCACCUCGGUCACGGAUACGGAAAUAGCGCCGAGCCUAAUAUCAUCGCCAGCUCCGAGGCUGGAGCAUCUGGCAGCAACGACGGCUACCACAAGCCACUGCUACCCCAAGACGCUGCGAUGAUGACUCUCAAGGAGCUACCGCUCUUAGUCCGGGAAGAGGUGGCACCCAUGUUGGACGAGUUACGAGCCGGUAUGUGUGAGCAGAUGAGAGAAAUUGUCCAAGAUGCCAUCCAGAGCAAACUGGAGCGACAACAGAGGGCCCAGGAAGAGAUGGCCGAAGUGAGAUCUAUUUCUUCGCAGAGGAGAGGAUGGUACCGCGGGUGGAUUGAGUCGUCAUGGCAGGCCAAAUGA